CUUCGCGAGGUCACAUGGGCUAACUUCACCGAGGGCUAUUUGAUCAUCCCAUCCGCGUUUGGAGUGGAGCGACUCUUACAAGCUGCGCCACGGAGCAGACAACCAGCUUCCAUUAGUCAGUCAAUCCCUGGACAAUCGGUCCGGUUGACGAAAACCACAACACACGACUGUUAUUUGCUCUUUCUCUACUCCCUAGAUUGCCGUUUCUCGUACGAUUUUUUCCCGCAUGUUCGGGCUUUAGCUCGAGCUUAUCCCCAGUUCCGGGUGUAUGCGGUACGGAUCGAAGACUAUAUGACACAUCGGUGGAGUUUGCGCACACUGUACGUGCCUAAAUUGAAACUGAUGGUCGAUGGUCGUGUGCUACGUGAAUAUGCCGAUUCGGAAUUCGAUUUCGAUGCAUUGAUCGAUUUUGUGUGGACCAACACACGUAAGGGAUCUGUGACGUGUUUCCGGUAUUGA
Messenger RNA from Echinostoma caproni, 459 nucleotides. The record is from the annotation of a GenBank genome assembly. NCBI's taxonomy places the organism in Eukaryota, Metazoa, Platyhelminthes, Trematoda, Plagiorchiida, Echinostomatidae.